Molecule: messenger RNA, 771 nt
Organism: Colletotrichum graminicola M1.001
Lineage: Eukaryota; Fungi; Ascomycota; Sordariomycetes; Glomerellales; Glomerellaceae
Product: short chain dehydrogenase
Exons: 1
Coding region: 1-771 (256 amino acids)
Source: RefSeq, a predicted model, not a curated record
AUGGUAAACACCAUCUAUGCAGUCACAGGAGGCAACAAAGGCAUAGGGCUAGGCCUUGUAAAAGCCUUGCUGGCUAGACCAUUUACGACAGUCAUUGCUUCUGUCCGCAACAAAGAAGCAGCUGCCUCAUUCGAAUCCGCCAUUGGGAAUGUCCAAAAAGGCGACAGCAGCGAGGUCCACAUCAUGCUUCUCGAUUUCACCAAAGCUCCAACCCCGUCUUCUGUUCGCGAGGCUUUUGACCAGGCAACGUCCAGCACGAUUGACCGCGUCGACGUCUUGGUCAGCAAUGCUGCUGCAGGCUGCCCGCCUUCGCCGGUGGCAUCCCUCAGCGCCGAAGACCUCAGAAGCCUUUUCGAGGUCAACACUAUCUCGCCCUUGAUGGUGUUUCAAGGUCUUUGGCCACUGAUGAACACGCCACGAGCAACCGGAGAGAUCGGGCCCAAGUUUAUCGCCAUCUCGUCAAUAAUGGGGUCUAUCGAAUUCUUCCAACCCGUCCCUAGUGGCGCGUAUGGUCCAAGCAAAGCUGCACUCGAUUGGUUUGUGAAGGGGUUACAUGUGCAGAACGAGAACCUGAUUAGCGUGGCUGUCGACCCAGGCUUCGUCCGGACUGCACUGGGCGAAUAUGCGGCCAGGCAGUGGAACGUUGAUGUUGAGCACCUGAUUGACGUUGAGACCUCUGUCAGUGGAGUGCUUCAGGCUAUUGACGGGGCGAGUCGUGAGACCACGUCAGGAAAGUUGGUGCGCGUUCCAGACAAAAUUUGGGCUUGGUAG